Molecule: messenger RNA, 2065 nt
Organism: Ictalurus punctatus (channel catfish)
Lineage: Eukaryota; Metazoa; Chordata; Actinopteri; Siluriformes; Ictaluridae
Gene: surf4l
Product: surfeit 4, like
Exons: 6
Coding region: 171-980 (269 amino acids)
Biological process (GO): Golgi organization
Cellular component (GO): endoplasmic reticulum; endoplasmic reticulum-Golgi intermediate compartment; membrane
Source: RefSeq, a predicted model, not a curated record
CAUCAGCAACAGUAUCGGGCAUUAUGGGGCGGCGAUGCUUUUCAUCCACACCGAUAACGAGACGUCUCGUUUAGAAAACCUGUAACAUCUGCAGGAGACACAGCUUUUAGCCCACAUUUUACCAGACACUGAUCUCGUUCUACAGUCUGCGGUAAACACAGCGGUGUGCGAUGGUCCAGAACAGUUUGAUGAGCAGCGCGGAGGACGUGGCGGAUCAGUUCCUGCGAGUGACGAAGCAGUACCUUCCCCAUGUAGCGCGAUUGUGUCUGAUCAGCACCUUCCUAGAAGAUGGUAUCAGGAUGUGGUUCCAGUGGAGUGAGCAGAAAGAAUACAUCGAGAGCUCGUGGGGAUGUGGCUACUUCCUUGCAUCACUCUUCGUCUUAAUAAACUUACUGGGCCAGCUGGGUGGUUGUGUAUUGAUCCUGACGAGGAAUUUUGUGGAGUAUGCCUGUUUUGGACUAUUUGGAAUCAUUGGACUGCAGACUAUUGCCUACAGCAUUUUGUGGGACCCAAAGUUUCUGAUGAGGAACCUGGCACUCGGGGGCGGGUUGCUGUUGCUACUGGCUGAGUCGCGUUCAGAAGGCAGGAGCAUGUUUGCUGGUGUGCCCACGGUGCGAGAGAGCUCUCCUAAGCAGUACAUGCAGCUGGGAGGACGGGUGCUGCUUGUGCUCAUGUUCAUGACCCUUCUCCACUUUGAUGCCAACUUCCUCUCUAUCUUACAGAACCUGGUGGGCACAGCUCUAAUAAUCCUGGUGGCAAUCGGGUUCAAGACAAAGCUGGCUGCCCUCACUCUGGUUGUCUGGCUCGUUGUCAUCAACGUCUACUUCAAUGCCUUCUGGACCAUUCCAGCUUACAGGCCUAUGCACGACUUCCUGAAGUACGACUUCUUCCAGACCACGUCUGUGAUCGGAGGUCUGCUGCUUGUGGUGGCACGAGGUCCUGGUGGAGUCUCCAUGGAUGAGAAGAAGAAGGAGUGGUGAGACUGGGCAAAGCUCAAAUGGCUCUCUUGCUCACUCUAUAGUGUGUGCUCAGCAGUAGUUUCCUGCAGCAUUAUCCCUCAAAGCAAGUGCACUAUAUAGGGAGUGAUGAGCAGUUUGAGACAUAACCUGUAGUGAAGGAACCGAGAAACCAACAACAUGACUCACUCUUUACUUCUGCAGCCCAAGCACUGUCUCACGUUUCUAUGGUUUCAGUGUGUUUUCUUCAUUUCUACAGGCACUUUUAGGUGUUAUAAUUUUGUCAUAUUUAUUAUUAGCAAAUAUGGCCAGAAUCUGUUUUUCAUCCCUAUUGUUAACAUAAUCAUUAAAGACCUGUUAUAUUAUUACAACAUUUUAAAAAUCCAAGAAUAUCCCCUCUGUUUGUGGUGCCAAUCACAGUCCACUGACCAAAGAAACAUUCCAUUUUCUCAUUUUUAUUUUUAUAUUCAAACAACUCUGGCUGCUCUGGUGUCAUCUGAGCCCUGUUGCCAUAUAAAUUUCUCAUACGUAUGUUAUAAUAACAUCAAGGGUUUUAUUGGUUGGCCUUGUAAGAUCUUCAGUAAUGGGUAUUUUUACACCACAUAGCUGUUUGUGAAUGUAUAUCAUAACUGUGCUGAUUCAAACUGUAUGGUUUCAGUGUGUAUGACGGCUGGUAUGUUCAUCAUUACAGCUCAGGAGUAUAACAGGCAAGAAUUAAGAGAUUAACCUAUGGUUUGAACCAAGUUUGUGUGUUUUCUGUUAUUUAAAAAAAAAAAGGUAAACUGUAAUCAGUGACCACCCUUAAUGGCCUUUUAGAAUCUUUUUUUAGUAAUAAUUAUUAUUAUUUUCACUUCAUUUCAGUAUAAAUAUGUUGAUUUAUUAUGUCAGUAUAUGCCAUUGUUAACUGUUUGUGAACUGUUGUCAGGUCACUAAAAGUUUACAGUAGCUGAUAGUAUUUUUCAAAAACAAGCAAAGCAAGAAUUUUAAAUAAAUGAAACCCUGUGGUUUGUAAUGUUUUUCCUCUUUGUACAAAAAAAAUUGCAGAAAAUGUUGGUUUUCUAAGUGUCUCAUAUGUUUUGAUAAAGGGGAAAAUAAAAAAGCAUAAAUGA